AUGGCUAUGACACUCUUCCAGUAUUUUGCUGUGGUAGCAGCCCUGACUUUUGUUUCAACCGCCACAACCCCAAACAACAACGAUGGAACGUUCACAAACCCUUCUGCUCAAGUCCGACCAUUCUUCCGGUACUGGUUACCAGAUGCCGGGGUUGAUCCGGCAGUUGUAGCCUCUGAUAUCCGCUCCGCUGCAGAGGUUGGUGCUGGAGGCAUCGAGUUCCUCGCUUACUACGGAUACGGAGGUGAGAUUGGAGGAACACCGCCCGGCUCCGACUGGGUGACAUAUGGGUUCGGCAGUGCAUCGUUCCAGCAUAUAUUGCAGGUGGCGUUGGAAGCUGCUAAGGAGAAUAGCAUGCUUGUGGAUAUUGCGCUAGGGCCGAACCAAGGACAAGGGGUGCCUGCGUCUUCAGAUGAUGAAGGGAUUCAAUGGGAUUUGGUGCCAUUCGUCCAGAGAGUGUCAGUUAAUCAGACGACUGAGCGUAUCCCAGGAUGGGGUGAAGGGCAACUAGUUGCCUGUGUCGUUGCAUCAGCAGACAGGAAGACAAAUGUGUCUAUGGUUGGUGGACCUGGUUCCUUAAGUGCCACGCCGUCGCAGGACUCAUACAUCAGGCUGGUCCUAGACGAGAGAUCCCUACAAGACAUGACACAAAAUGUGUCGUCAGACGGAAUCCUAACAAUACCGUCACGGCUGUCGUCACACGAGCUAUAUUUAUUCUCCUUCUAUCAGAAGAGAACCCUGCAUAAAGCGCUCGAGGUGAAGUCUAAUCGAACGGAUACGAUCCUAGCCAAUGGCUCGUUUGUGGUGGAUCAUUUCAGCAAGGAGGGAGCUAGGACAGUGAUCAAUUACUGGAAUGAUCACAUCUUCACAGAGGACAUACGACAACUCCUAGUGGAUGUGGGAAACUACGGCUGGGAGGACAGCAUGGAAUUCCAGUCCAACAUUUCAUGGACACCGAAGCUGCCUGAUGCGUUCUACCAUAAGUUUGGAUAUAACCUCGGGAAAUUUCUGCCGCUCGUCAUGUUCGGCCAGAACAAUAUAAUGGCUCAACCUGGUAACCCCGGGUUGGUAAAAGCCAUCUUUAAGAACAGCGAGACUACCAACAAAUAUAUCAAUGACUAUCGCUCCGCCCUGGCAGAUGGGUAUGGUAGUUACUUGACCACGUUGCGAGAAUGGCUGAAUCAGGACCUUGGACUCCAAUACUCAACCCAGGUCUCGUAUAACCUGCCUCUAGACGCAUUGACGAACAUACCAUUGGUAGAUGCCCCCGAGUGCGAGAGCCUACAGUGGAAAAGCAACAUCGACGGGUACCGGCAGUUUGCAGGUGCUGCAUAUCUAGCCGGGAAGAAGGUCGUCUCGAACGAGAUGGGGGCCGUCCAGUCCCGCGCAUAUUCCCUGACAAUACCAGAGCUGCUGCAAAGCGUGAACAAGGCUUUUGCUGGGGGUGUUAAUAGGGUUGUUCUGCAUGGCCAGCCGUACAGUGGGGACUAUUACGGUACUACCUGGCCGGGGAGCACGCCAUUUCAAUACGUAUUCGCCGACAUGUAUUCCCCGAAGCAGCCUUCGUGGAUGCAUGGGUUCAAUGAGGCCAUGGGCUAUAUUUCCAGAGCUCAGUUUAUACUGCAGCAGGGGAUUCCUAAAUUUGACGUGGCUUUUAUCAACAAAGAUUCCGCCACUGACCCCAAUUGGGCUACAAAAUACGGCCGGGAUGACCUUCUUGAUGCUGGUAGGCAGUACUUGCAACUAUAUACCACACCUUCACUGACCAAUAUUCCUCCAGGUUAUAUAUACACAUAUCUUUCCCCCGAUAAUCUCGAACUCCCCGAGGCCUCUGUCCACGAUGGCGUGUUCGCUUCGCAGGGUCCCGGCAUUAAAACAAUCAUUGUCACGCAAGAUGCGAACAUCACUGUCUCCGCUAUCCAUAGGCUGAAGGACUACGCGGCGAAGGGAUUACCUGUAAUUCUUUCCGGUGGUAGCGCACAGUAUUACCCAACCUCCAGUGAUGGGGGAGUCGAGGCGUUCAGGGCAGGCCUUCAAGAACUGGCCGAUUUAAGGGUUGUCCGAACCAUAAGAAGCGCCGAUAUCGCGAAAACUCUUGCGUCGCAUGGUAUCUCUCCUCGUAUCAGAGUCCAGACAAAUGGUACCUGGCAUACGACUUGGCGUGAGGAAAAGGAAUUUCAAGUGGACUAUGCCUUUAUUUUCUGUGAUGGAGGUGGUGCUCAAGGCAAAAUCAGAGUCACAACUGAUAAGUUUCCUUAUCUUCUCAACGCCUGGACUGGAGAACGCCAACCACUGGUACAGUACAAGCGUAGGGCUGGUGAUGUUGUCAUUCCCCUGACACUAAAAGCCAACCAAACCACUAUACUGGCAUUCAGCGCCCAACCCUGGGAUGAUAUUUACACACCCUCUAUUCACAUCGAGGCUGCUCCCAGCUCGGUCCUUGGUUACCACGUUGACCACAAAGGUGGAGUCGUUGCCCAACUGGCUCACACUAUCAAUGAGACUGCUCACGAGUUUUUGCUGUCCGACAACUCCACUAGAACCGUUCCGAGCACAUCGGCUGUCCAAUGCCCAUUCCAAAUUCGAAAUUGGACACUCACCGCAGAGCGCUGGGAAGCCCCCGAAAACAUGCAAAAUGCCUCUACAAUAGCAUCAAUCCGUAACACAACGCACCAUAUCCCCUCUCUACUUUCUUGGACUGAGAUUCCCGACCUCGUCAAUGCUUCCGGGAUUGGGUAUUACAGUUCCCAAUUCGCAUGGCACCACGACUAUCAGAACCAAAUUGGAGCUUACAUUACGUUCUCUCGUAUCCUCCACGCAGUCCAAGUCUUCGUAAAUGGAGAAAAGAUUGCACCUAUCGACCCAACUGCAGGAACUGCGGAUAUCGGAGCAUAUCUGCGGGACGGGGAGAAUGAGUUGCUGGUUGUCGUUCCAACUACGAUGUGGAAUUAUCUAAGGAGUAUCUUCCCGAAGAUCACUGAGUCAGGUGCGCCUCCUUUGUUGAGUCGCUUAGCUGCCCUGAUAGGAUUGCCUGAUAUUGUUCCUAAUGGAUUAACGACUUUCUCCCACAAUACGGUCGAAACUAUUCCUAAAGGCACAUGGCAAGAAAAAUUCCACGCCUUCUUUCGGUGGAUGUGUACACCACUGGGGGCUUGUAUCACAGUUUACGGUCUGAAUGUGGUCGCAUGGGGCGGGAUGCUCUUCCUCUUGAUGUGCAACGCAGCGCCUGCAAUGUGUCAUCCAAGUUGCGAUAGCCUUGACUCAUCACGACGAAUUUGGAUUGAGAUCGAUUCCCAAAUUUUAAACGCCCUAUUCUGUGUCACCGGGUUUGGGCUAGCCCCGUGGCGUAUCCGUGACCUUUACCAAUGGACUUUCUGGCGUCUGGGCUGGUCGGAAGGGAGCCGACGGAAAGGGCUCGAUCGCCUGGCUCAGAUUCAUAAGAACUGGUUCUUGAAAUCUCAACAGCCGAGUGUGCUUCCUAUCAAAGCUCCAUCGCAUGAUCCAGAGACUGAACAGACAACACCUACCCCGUUGUGGAAAAUGGAUAUCGUGGUCUGGGGUAACAUCCUCAAUACAGUCUUUCAGAUCUGCUUGGCUGUUUGCAUGUGGGCAUGGAAUCGUUUUGAACGGCCAAGUUGGACAACUGGUCUCUUUGUUGGUCUUGCUUGUGUUGUUGCUGGAGUUCCUGGGAUUCUGAUGUGGCUAGAGAAGAAACGCCUCAAAAAGGCUAGCGAGCACCCCGGUGCCCUUCUUUUGAUCCCUCGUGCUACACAACCAAUACUAUCAGGUGGGGUGGGUGGCGAGUAUACUUCUGUAAAGCUGGAAUCAUGA
Messenger RNA from Penicillium expansum, 3828 nucleotides. RefSeq names its product Glycoside hydrolase, family 2, N-terminal. Bases 1 to 3828 code for a protein of 1275 amino acids. NCBI's taxonomy places the organism in Eukaryota, Fungi, Ascomycota, Eurotiomycetes, Eurotiales, Aspergillaceae. The record is from RefSeq and is a predicted model, not a curated record. The transcript is spliced from 4 exons.